Geodia barretti is the source of this 534-nucleotide messenger RNA. Lineage: Eukaryota; Metazoa; Porifera; Demospongiae; Tetractinellida; Geodiidae. The record is from the annotation of a GenBank genome assembly.
AUGGCAAACGAAUCAAUUCAACUUUUUAAUGGAACAGAUCUCACCGGUUGGCGGAUGCGGCGUCCAGACCGAGAACACAAGUGGGUUGUUCACGACGGCAUCCUUGACAACACCGAUAAAGGUGUGGACAUCCUCACCGAGCAAGAGUUCGGCGACUUUGAACUGCAUAUCGAGUAUCUGGUGCCAAAGGAUAGCAACAGUGGUAUCUACCUCCGGGGACGAUAUGAGAUCCAGAUCUUAGACAGUCUGGGGAAGACCUACUCAUACCCGGCGGAGAAUGGUGCCCUUUAUAAUCAGAAGCAUGUGGAUGUCGAGGCGAGCAAGCCAGCUGGAGAAUGGCAAACAGUAGAUGCAACACUCAAAGGUAUGAGCCUGACAAUAUUCCUAAAUGGAGCCAAGAUUCACGACAACGUGACCAUUGAGGGACCGACAGGCGGACAACUUAGUGACGACAAUCCACCCAAGGGACCCCUGAUGUUGCAGGGUGACCAUGGUCCCGUUCAAUUCCGUAAUAUUCGGAUCCGAGAACUGUAA